Molecule: messenger RNA, 443 nt
Organism: Oncorhynchus keta (chum salmon)
Lineage: Eukaryota; Metazoa; Chordata; Actinopteri; Salmoniformes; Salmonidae
Product: epithelial membrane protein 2-like
Cellular component (GO): plasma membrane
Source: RefSeq, a predicted model, not a curated record
AUGUGUGUGUCUGUUUUCUAUCUACAGGCUGUCCAGGCCACUAUGAUCCUGUCCACAUUCUCUGCUGUGGGUUUCUUUGUGUUCAUCCUUCAGCUCUUCAGACUGAAACAAGGAGAGAGAUUUGUCUUUACAGCCAUCAUCCAGCUACUGGCUAGCCUGUGUGUGAUGAUCGGAGCGUCCAUCUACACUGCAGAGAGGCAGGGUUUUACGGAGGAGUCUCUGAAGGGAGGAUAUGGCUCAUCCUACGUCCUGGCCUGGAUCAGUUUCCCCAUGACGGUCAUCAGUGGACUCAUGUAUCUGGUGCUGAGGAAACGCAAAUAAAAACACUCGUAUCUCUACAAAGACACGAAACACAAUGAAAACGUCAACUAAAACAACCCGUAAGGAGAGAAGUGUUCAUUGUAACAGUCUAUUAGCUAAAUUAGCUAACUCUAAACAUGUUG